GCAAAACAGCUUGGUGUGGAUAGAAUGUAGAUUUUCAGUUUGGAAGUGAUGAAGCCGCUUAUCAUUUAAUCAUUGAGCUCUAUGAUAGGGGGAACAUUGUUCUUACAGAUUAUGAGUACCUAAUCUAAAUAUCUAAGGUUUCGAACUGAUGAGGCAGAUGAUGUUAAUUUUGCUGUUCGUGAACGCUAUCCAAUUGAUCAUGCUAGAACUGCUGAACCUCUGCUUACUUUGGAAAGCCUAUGGACCAGCUCUCAUCGAACACUGUCUUAUAGAAAAUGGAUUCUCUGGUAAUGUCAAAGUGGAUGAAAAACUUGAAAGUAAAGAUAUUGAAAAAGUACUUGUUUGUCUGCAGAAAGCAGAAGACUAUAUGAAAACAACAUCCAACUUCAGUGGGAAGGGAUAUAUCAUUCAGAAAAGAGAAAUAAAACCAAGCCUGGAAAUAGAUAAACCAGUUGAAGACAUACUCACGUAUGAAGAAUUUCAUCCUUUCUUGUUUUCUCAACAUUCACAAUGUCCAUAUAUAGAAUUUGAAUCAUUUGACAAGGCUGUGGAUGAAUUUUAUUCCAAGAUAGAAGGACAGAAAAUUGAUUUAAAAGCUUUACAACAGGAAAAACAAGCACUGAAGAAAUUAGAUAAUGUCCGAAAGGAUCACGAAAACAGAUUAGAAGCUCUUCAACAGGCUCAGGAAAUAGACAAACUGAAAGGAGAACUCAUAGAAAUGAACCUGCAAAUAGUUGACAGAGCCAUUCAGGUAGUUCGAAGUGCUUUAGCCAACCAGAUAGAUUGGACAGAAAUCGGGUUAAUUGUGAAAGAAGCUCAAGCCCAAGGGGACCCUGUUGCAAGCGCAAUCAAAGAGUUAAAACUACAAACGAAUCAUGUUACGAUGCUGCUAAGAAAUCCAUACUUGUUAUCAGAGGAGGAAGAUGACGAUGUUGAUGGUGACGUCAAUGUUGAGAAAAAUGAAACCGAACCACCAAAAGGGAAAAAGAAAAAGCAAAAGAAUAAACAGCUGCAGAAACCUCAGAAAAAUAAGCCAUUACUUGUUGAUGUUGAUCUCAGCUUGUCAGCAUAUGCCAAUGCCAAAAAGUAUUAUGAUCACAAGAGAUAUGCUGCCAAGAAAACACAAAAGACUGUUGAAGCUGCUGAGAAGGCAUUCAAAUCAGCAGAAAAGAAAACAAAGCAAACGUUAAAAGAAGUUCAAACUGUUACCUCUAUUCAAAAAGCAAGAAAAGUAUAUUGGUUUGAGAAAUUUCUGUGGUUCAUUAGCUCAGAGAACUAUCUAAUUAUAGGUGGACGAGAUCAGCAACAGAAUGAAAUAAUUGUGAAGAGAUACUUGACAUCAGGAGAUAUCUAUGUACAUGCCGAUCUUCAUGGAGCUACUAGCUGUGUAAUUAAGAAUCCAACAGGAGAACCCAUCCCCCCACGGACCUUGACUGAAGCUGGCACAAUGGCACUUUGCUACAGUGCUGCUUGGGACGCACGAGUAAUCACUAGUGCUUGGUGGGUGUACCAUCAUCAGGUGUCUAAAACAGCACCAACUGGAGAAUAUUUGACAACAGGAAGCUUCAUGAUAAGAGGAAAAAAGAAUUUUCUUCCUCCCUCAUAUCUAAUGAUGGGGUUUAGCUUCCUCUUCAAGGUAGAUGAGUCUUGUGUUUGGAGACAUCGAGGUGAACGAAAAGUCAGAGUGCAGGAUGAAGACAUGGAGACACUGGCAAGUUGUACAAGUGAACUCAUAUCAGAAGAAAUGGAACAACUAGACGGAGGUGACACUAGCAGUGAAGAAGAUAAAGAGGAAUUACGUGAAACUCCUGUAGAUGUAGAACUUGUGACUCAGGUUGACCAAGAGGAUAUUACUGUUCAGAGUGGUGGAGAUGAACUUAAUGAGGAACUAAUUCACGAAGAAAGCUCAGAAGAUGAAGGAGAAUCUGAAGAGGCUAUGAAAGAUCAGGAUCCUCUUGGUAACGUGAAAGAUGAAGGGGAAGAGACAUUAAAUUAUCCUGAUACUACUAUUGACUUAUCCCACCUUCAAUCCCAAAGGUCCCUUCAGAAAUUGGCUUCAAAAGAGGAAUCUUCUAAUUCAAGUGAUAGUAAAUCACAGAGCCGGAGACAUUUGUCAGCCAAGGAAAGAAGGGAAAUGAAGAAGAAAAAACUUCCAAGUGAUUCAGGGGAUUUAGAAGUGAUAGAGGGAAAGGACAAAGAAAAAGAAAGUGCUGUACACAUUGAAACUCAUCAGAACACAAGCAGAAAUGUUCCAGUCGUGCAGCCAAUGAAGCGAGGACAAAAGAGUAAAAUGAAAAAAAUGAAGGAAAAAUACAAAGACCAGGAUGAAGAAGAGCGUGAACUUAUCAUGAAAUUACUGGGGUCUGCAGGUUCAAACAAAGAAGAAAAAGGAAAGAAGGGGAAGAAAGGAAAAACAAAGGAUGAACCUGUGAAGAAACAGCCCCAGAAACCCAGAGGUGGGCAGAGGGUUUCUGAUAGCAUUAAGAAAGAAACUCCAUCUCUUGAGCUUAUAACCCAUGAAUUACAAGAUUUAGCUGUAGAUGAUCCACAUGAUGACAAGGAAGAACAAGAUCUGGAUCAACAGGGAAAUGAGGAAAAUCUAUUUGAUUCUUUGACAGGGCAACCACAUGCUGAAGAUAUACUACUGUUUGCUAUUCCAAUAUGUGCUCCUUACACCACCAUGACAAACUAUAAAUACAAAGUGAAGCUUACUCCUGGAGUUCAGAAAAAGGGAAAAGCUGCAAAAACAGCCUUGAAUAGUUUCAUGCAUUCCAAAGAAGCAACAGCAAGAGAAAAAGACUUAUUCCGCAGUGUAAAGGACACAGACUUAUCGAGAAACAUUCCUGGCAAAGUGAAAGUAUCUGCACCCAAUCUUCUGAAUGUAAAAAGGAAAUAGCUGAAAUGAAAUCCUAAAAUAUUUAAGAAGAGCCAAUUUUAAUAUACUUUUGGAAGUUCAAAGAUGAAAACGCCAUGUAACAGGACUUCUGCAUUUAAAAAUGAACUAAACAUUGCCUUGCUAUAUUCGCCAAAAGGACUUAAUUCUUGUUUUUUCCAGUUUUAUAUAGAAGAAACACUGUCUAUGAUAUUUGUGGAUAGUUAAAUGCUAAAACAUCUGUAGUUAUUCUACAUUUUCUUGAAAUUUGGGAGGUUAAUUCUUAGUACUCAUUUUACAAUGUAAAGAAAUUGAACAGUGAAGUAGCUCUAUUGCUUAAAAUCUACUGUAUAUAACAUCUAAUAUAUGUCUAUUACAGGCCAAUUUACAAGGGUGUUUUUCUUGUUGGGGCUGGGGCGGUUAAACAUUUAAGGAUUGUGUCUUGAAAACCCUAAGUAUUGGAGUAGAGUGGAUUUUCUUCUGCCUUCACCUAUACUUGUCAAAAAAAG
Messenger RNA from Microcebus murinus (gray mouse lemur), 3381 nucleotides. The record is from RefSeq and is a predicted model, not a curated record. NCBI's taxonomy places the organism in Eukaryota, Metazoa, Chordata, Mammalia, Primates, Cheirogaleidae.